Molecule: messenger RNA, 2133 nt
Organism: Emiliania huxleyi CCMP1516
Lineage: Eukaryota; Haptophyta; Isochrysidales; Noelaerhabdaceae
Exons: 7
Coding region: 1-2133 (710 amino acids)
Source: RefSeq, a predicted model, not a curated record
AUGCCGCUCGCUCUCUGCCAAGUCGCCGCGCUGCUCGGAUUCAACGGCCACGGCCCACUCCUGGCCUCGCGCUCGCCUCCUCGCGGCGCCACCCGCAGCGACGGCCGUUCUGGCCCAGAGCCGCUGCUCUCGCCGUACCUUGAGGAGCGCAAGGUGGAGGCGCUAUUCGGGUGGGUGAGCCGCGCCUUUGCGGGCGACGAGCGGUACAACAAUUUGAUGGAUGCCUUUGCGGCCAUCUUUGGCGAGGACGCCAAGUACGCGUCGAUGGUGGAGCAGGCCGUAGCCUCUCUGCCCGGCGAGAGCGACGAGGUGGGAGAGCCGCUGCCGCUGGAACUGCGCGAACGCGGCUCGCUCGGCGCGAUGGGCGCGGGGCAGUGGACCGGCAGCCAGUUCCGCACGCGGCCUCACGCCCUCCUCGACGUGCGCCGGCUCGGCAGCGUGGAGGAGUGGGUCAGCAGCUUGCCGCGCGGCGCGAGGCGGACGCUGGCAAAGGCGCAGCAGCAGGGCUUCGAGGUGCGCGUGCGCCCCAUCCAGGGGGGCGAGCCGGCGCCGCACUCGACGCUGGCGCACUUCCGCUGCGUCGUCGCGCACGAGGUGCGCCUGCUGGCCGGCUCCGAGGGCGACAUCCUCUCGCCGCUCUCGCAGGCCAUCGGCCGCUACGUCGGCUGCACCUCCCAGGCGCGCGAGGCCGAAUGCGCAACCGCACCUCCCAUGGCGGGAGAGGCGGGCGAGAUCCGAGAGUACCGCGACGAGGACGGGCGUGUCAUCGCGUUUGCUCACGAGGUCGACCUCGGGCCGAGCGGAAGCGACUCGUUCAGCGAGCUCAAGCAGCGGUACGGGUUCGAGUCGGUGGAGGACUGGCGCGCGCCGGCGAGCUCGACCACCAGCCACAGUGAGCGGCGCCUCUUGAGCGGCGCCCCUCUGCACCACAGGCACGCCGUGGCGGACUACCGCGGCCCGUUCACGUACUGCGAUGCCGACGGUCGCGUCACCGGUCAGGGCCCGAGCUGGGCAGAGCUCGACCCUCCCGAUUGGCUCUUUGACGAGGCGUCGCCCGUGGCGAUGCAGAAGCGCGCCAAGCGGUGGGCUGCCGCUCGCGGCGGACUGGUCACGCUGCUCACCUCUCUAGAGGAGGAGUGGCCGCAUGCAUUCGCGGUGCCGGCCGGGCAGCUCGGCGGCGCCGGCGUGCCCCGGCCAUGGGUGCCGAGCGGCACGAGCGAUCGCGAGGUGGUGCGGGCCUACAAGCGCGCGUCCUUCUUCCUGCACCCCGACCGGCUCGCUGCGGCGGGCAGGGACACCUCGGUGGUCGUAGAGGCGGAGGAGGUACUCAAGGUGCUGACGGAGGCGCACGCCGACAGGAGUGGCUGGCUCACCGAUGCGGCGAGUGGCGCACAGCGAAGCCCUCCCGCCGCGGCGGCUCGUGCGGCCGCCGAGGGCUUUGCCGCGCGCGCCGCCGCUGCCGCCGCAGCCUCCGCCUCCGCCGCCUCCGCUGCCGAGGCGAGAGAGCCUGGCUGCAGCCGACAGCCGAGCGGCGGAAACUCGGUCCGCGACGAUGUGUUUGGGUGCCCCACAUCGCCGCAGCCGCCGCAGCCGCCACAGCCACCGCAGCCGCCGCAGCCACCGCAGCCGCCGCAGCCGCCGCAGCCGCCGCCGGCGAGGGGUUCCGUUCCCGGCAGAGCCGCCGCCGCCCCCACCCAUGCGUCCGCGGCGGCGGCUGCGGUCGACGAGCUCUUUGCUGGCGUGUCGCCCACCGCAGCCUCCGCCGCCCGAAGCCGGGGGCCGCCGGCAAGCAGCGGCGGGAGCGUCAGGGAUGCCGUCUUCGGGCCCGCCGCCGCACCGUCCCCGCCGACUCCGACGCAUCACAACCCGUUCGAGCCGUGUGCGCCGGCCGGGGCUGGCGCUCGCAACCACUCCGCCCCCCUCAACCCGUUUGGCACAGUGCCUUCGCCGCCGCCACAGGGGCCGCGGGGCGCGGCGGGCAACCCGUCGAGCAACCCGUUUGGGGACCUCAGCGCGUUCGACAAUGCCCGAAGGGGGCGCGAGGCGUGCGACACCGCCGUCGGAUUCGACUUUGUCCCCCCGCCGCGCCGGGCAGCCGCCACUGCCGAGGCGGCAGGCAAUCCAUUCCGAUGA